AACAAACUCUAUAACUAAUCGCUCGUGACGCUUCGUCGUCUGUCCGAAUGUCCGUCCCAUCGCCCGACGCGCCGCUACAACGUUCUUCUAUUCCUAUUCUCUUUUUCUCGCGGUGACGUGAACCCAAAGUGUGACGUGUUUGCGCUCUGCGUUCAAUCCCAAGAUUUUUCAUUAGUGCGAAUUUCAACUUCAAACCGUGCCCCGUCAUCCUUUUGCCCUUUUCUCGUGCCAUUGACUGGAUUCAUCUGUGAACACUUUCGGGACAUUGUUGGAUAUUCGAGUUUGGAUAUCGAGCUGGCACGUCCUCCUGACCGAGCACCACGGGAAAUACAAGAUUCGACAUGUGGUCGUCGGUCGAAUUCUUCGGUCACGACUCAAAGACACCCUGAUGGCAAUCACCGUUCGCGAUAUAUCGCGAUCAUUCGUCACAAUUCGACUCGUUAUUAGUUUCGUGUUAUCCUCGUUGUCGAUAGUAGUACUGACUUAGUGAGAGUGUAGUGCGUGCAGGUGCGAUUGUGACCCAAUUUUUCGUUAAGCGAAGAGACAUUGAGACAACGUAACGAAAAGAAAAAAACUGUUCGUCGAAACCGGCUGAGAUGUCAGCGUACGCGCAGUUCGGAUACUCGUAUCCGUCGGCGUCCCAGCUGCUGGUGAGCGGCGGGCAGCCAACAACGGCGACGUCGCCGGCGAUGUCGUCGGGGGGUGCCCUGAGUCCUGGCGCCCUCUCACCGUCGUCGACGGCGACGACGACCGGCGCCGCGGCGGCAGCCGCCUCCGGUGGGGCGAGCACCCCUGUGGCGGGUGCCACGGGACCCGGUUGCUGCGAGAACGGCAGGCCCAUGAUGACCGAUCCAGUCACCGGCCAAUCUGUGUGCAGUUGUCAGUACGACAGCGCGGCAAGGCUAGCUUUGGGAGCGUAUCCAAGGCUAGCACCGACCGCGACCUCCUACUCGUCGUAUCCCACGCCGACACCCUCCACCACUGACCAAGGACCCUAUCCUAGCAUUGGAAUGGACAGCUCCGCGUUCUACCCUCCUUUGGGAAAUCCAUACGGAUUGAAGGACACGACGGGAAUGGGGAUGACGGCGGAUAUGGGUGCAGCAUGGGGCACGGCCGCCCUUCAACCUGCCGCCACGGGUUACUACCCCUACGAUCCAACCCUGGCCGCCUACGGAUAUGGCGCCGGAUACGAUUUGGCAGCGCGGCGGAAGAACGCGACGAGGGAGUCGACGGCCACGCUGAAGGCAUGGCUGAACGAGCACAAGAAGAAUCCUUAUCCGACCAAGGGCGAGAAGAUCAUGCUUGCGAUCAUCACGAAGAUGACACUGACGCAGGUAUCCACUUGGUUCGCGAACGCGCGGCGGCGUCUGAAAAAAGAGAACAAAAUGACCUGGGAGCCGAAAAACAAAACCGACGAUGACGAUGACGCGGUUCUCACAGACUCGGAGGACAACAAGGAGAAGGAUGAUCUCGCGGGUGACAAUCAAGGCGACAGAGUCGGAGAGGACGCGAGGAGAGGCCUCGAGGAAAAUGAGCCGAUGAGGCACGUGAAAGCGGAGCACUUGCAGCACGACAAGGACCUGGACGAGGAGGACGACCUCGAUCUCGAGGAGGAUCCCCGCCGGGGCGAGCAUCCGUUUCACCACGCGAUGCAGCACCACCACCACCACCACCAAGCAUACCCCGGCGAGGACCACCUCAAGGACGAGGGGAUCGUCAAAACCGACUGCAGCGCGGCAGGCGUGCCGAUACCCGCGACCAAGCCGAAAAUCUGGUCGCUGGCCGACACGGCCGCGUGCAAGACACCCCCGCCCCCUACCCACCCUCAUCAUCAACAGUACCAUCACCUUCAUCACCAGCAGCACUACGGCCAACAGCAGCAUCACAUGUCCAAUCAAGGCCACCACCAUCACUCCCAGCAACCUUGGCUCGGCUCAGGGGGCGGAGGCGGCGCCGGAGGCGGAGGCAACCUGAGCUCGUUCGCGCUUCCGUCCUCGGCGUCGAUGAGCCCGUCUGCAGCCGCCACAGCGCCUUACUCGAGCGCCGCCACGAGGUACGGCGGUUUCCUCUCGUCCUCGUCCGGUGGCCAACUGCACUACAACCCCAACUCGUCCUCCGGCUCGAGUUCCUCGGCGUCCUCCUCGGCGGCUGCGGGGUUUCCCGAGGUUGGUACGGACACCCCACCCCAGACACCGCCCAACAUGAAGGUGGCUACACCGAAUGGAGUGAUCCAGGCACCACCGGGCGGUUACUGCACUGGUGGCAACGGGAACGCGACGACCAACGGUAAUCCAAAUCCGUACGGGCAGAGCCAUCCGGCGGCCGCCGGCUAUCUGUCGACCAGUUCCGGCUCGGCAAGCAGCGGUUCCUCGUUCAGCUCGAGGCUGCAGGCGUCCCCGCACAAGGACUUCUCGCCAGCGGGGCAGAAUUCUAUUCUCCACCAGCAUCAGACCACUGCCAGCUUACCGCCCACGGAGGCCACCACCGCGUUCAAACCGUUCUAUAAGGGCUCGCAGUCCAUGGGUAGCGGAUUCGUGUCGCCGGUCUAAGGAACUCGCUAGAUCGAUUCUGGAUCACCGUCGCGUUCCUCCAGGAUCGAGAAAAAGGGCGCAAGGGCACUGUAUAAAUACGCUCCGCAGAGGAUUUACUAUCGCGAUUUCUGCACCACGGAAGGAGAGAGGCGUAGCUAGGAAAAAGAAUUAGCGAGGGUGCAAAAAAAGAAUAUACUCUAAAAGGAGAAAGAAAUGGAAGCCGGUAGUAUCGUCCUCGAGAUACAUAAAUCGUGACGUGAGGGCGCGGAAAGACGAAUGGGGAAUGCGCGCGCAUGCGCGGCUCAGAGGAGAUUUAGGAAUUAAGGGAAUUACGUCGAAGUGCCUGCUUACGCACGAGUACGUAAGGAAGAAGAGGGAUAGAUAGAUCUCGGGGAGGAGACGUGCGCUGAAUCGUGUUUUCUGUGGAGGAGGAGGAGGAGGAGAGGUUUUAGGUGAGAAUCGCCUAAUAAUUUUUGAACGAAACGGACUACUACUGGUCGAGCAAUUUCGAAAAGAUCGUAUGCUUAAACCCUGGAGAGGGGUUUCCUUAGUCAACCAAUCCUUCGAUUCCCUGUAAAUAACGAGCUCACGCACGACAUCUUGCGGAUGAUUCGAGACCUAAAAGAGAUCGGUAAGGGAAACCGUAAUAUAGGUCGUUUUGUACAUAUAUAUAAAUUGUGGAUGGAUGGGGAAACGAGAGUUUAUGCAGAAUUAUUUUCUCGUUCCAUCUGUAUCUGUUCAGUCCCGCGGAUCUUGCCGAUAUCCACCAGCCAAGACACCCGCAAAUCAUACGGGCAACGUGCAAAAUAACAGCCAGUUUCAGCUCCAAUCCUGAUGCGAUCGUGUAUUUCCAUUACACACAGUAUUUAUUCGUUAUAAGGGUAAGAAUUCUUUCUCGAGUCCUGUCGAAGCGAGUAAAAUUUUUUCUUCCACCUCACCAAUAGUCGUAAAUUCCUUUAAAUAUUUAGGUUUUCAAUUCCUCUUUUUCUUUUUCUUUUUUAUGUUCCUCGUUAUUGGCGAAGAUAAAACGAAAAUAGAAUUUCAAGCUUCUACUUCUUUUUGUGUUAGGAAACGGUCGACGGUUUUUUGUUUUUAUGUCACUUAAAAAUUUUAUUUCUCAGUAAAAAAAAAAAAAAAAAGUGAACAGAAAUACGUUUACGUACAAUGUGUAUAUUACUGCAGUAGCGCCCUCUUUAGCAUUCACAUAUUUCAGAUAUACGAUAUCUGGUUAAAGUUAUUAAUACACUCGUGAAAAAUCUUUAUACGAUUUUUAAAAAUCGAUGGAGAGAUAAUGUUGAAGUGCUUUUAUAACGAAUACAUACAGUGUUGGACUCUUGUACAAAGUUGUCAAUAUCUUUCGACCAACUCGCGUGUCCGAGUCCUUUUCUAUCGAGGAUUGGUCACAGCGUCGUCGAGGAGGCGGAGGAGAAGGAAGAGGAAGGCGGAUCGCACAGGCGCUACUCUAUCCUUAACUUACACCAGAGCAACUCUUUAAUUAAACUCCCUGAUGAAAUAUUCUCGUGUACACGCUGUUGAAAAGGCUAUAGCCUAGAGCUGGCCUAGAGGGGGGGGGAGGGGGGCGGAUCUUUGGAAAAUUUGUCAAAGUGAAGUCGAGUCCACAGUAUAAAAAACUGAUUCAAAAUUAUUUAGAAUAUAAAAGUGGAGUGACGAACCUGGACCACGAGUGAUCUGGACGCAUCAAUUUUCCUUUCCUGCUAUACUCUAUACUUCCAUAUUUGAAACUCUGUAACCCUUUUUCUCCGAUUCCGAAUGCCACUGGAGUUUCAUGUUUGUGUAUAGGUGAUGAAGUCGACUGAAGUUCGUCACUCCUUGUCUCAUGGAUGUUUGUCCACCAUGGAUGAUUAUUAUGGUGCAGUGAAGAGAAUGGUUAAUAAACUAAUUAAGUGUGAAAAAAAAAAAAAAAAAAAAAUUCGUCCUUUUUCCGCGGCGGGCAUCGUGCACUCCCAAUAUGGACUUCCGGUCUCCUGCAAACACGCGCGCCACGAGACAUCGAUGAUGCGAUAACAUUAACACGUGUGUUUCGUUUUAAUUAGCAUCGUAUUUCAUUACUUUCAACCCUUCACUCUGUGCAAUAUAUAUUGUUUUUUUUUUCUUCUUUUUUUUUUUUUUUUUUAGAUCGUGCGCUCGUCGAUUGUUCACGUUUCUCGUGAUCAACGUGGAAAUGGAACAUUUCGAUCUAUAUACGUGUGUGUAUGCGUGUGUGCGAGUGAGUGAAUACGUCGUGUGUGUGUUCGUAUGUGUAACAAUUUUAAUCUCUUUGUUCUUGGAUCCCUUUGAUUGGAUUAAAUUUCGUGGUUUUUGACGAUAGGAAAUAUGGUAGCGACGAUUAAAUGGAAAUUUUUCAAAGGGCAACCUUUGACCCGUGGUUUCAGAGAAACGAAGAUGCACGGUGCUCGAGAUUGUUAAUAUUUUUUUAUAUCGUGCAUGUAUAUCGUAUAAAUCAUCCCUCCUUUCGAUAUUAUUGAUGGUAUAGAAUCGCGAAUUGUUUCUCAAUUUCUUUCGAAACGAGCAGAAUGGACAUGAAGGAAAGACGGAAGGAGAGGCAAGAGAAGGGAAAAAAGAAAAAAAAACAAAAAAGAACUAAUUGUAGAAAUCAUUUUGUACUUUGACACUGUGUAAGUGAGUGUGCGUGAUUUGCGUCGUUUGCUUCGAGAGAAAGAGAGAGAGAGAGAGAGAGAGAGAGAGAGAGAGAGAGAGAGAGAGAGGGAGAGAGAGAAAAGAAAAAAUUGGAGGAGGAGAUAUGAGAAAGGAGCGCGAUAGAAGAAAUUGUACAUUGUUUUGUAAAGAGUACAUUUAUUUAUAUCUGUGAUAAUGGGCAAGGUUAAAUAGAAAUGAAAAGAGAAGAGUUGCAAACGAGAGAAACGGUUGAGGGAAUGUGAGAAAGAGAGAGGAAGAAUGGAGAAUAUACAAUAUGGACGAAAAAAUAUAUAUAUAUAUAUAUAUAUAUAUAUAUAUAUAUAAAACGGAGGCGAGGAAGAGAAAUAUUAUGGUAUUGAUAUACUACGACGAAGAUGAUCGGUGCUCGUGCAUUCGUUGACACGUAUGUAUAUCGUAAUAGAUUAAUUAAAUAAUAGAGACUCAAUCAUGGUUUUUGUAAAUAAUCAGCGUAGUCAAGGGAAUACCAUCAUCGAGGGUCGAGGGUAUCGUUUUAUGAAUCCGUGCGAGAAAAUAAAAAAUAAAAUUAAAAAAAAAAAAAAAAAAUAAAUAAAUAAAAAAUAAGAGAAUUGUAAGGUUGAAGAAAGAGUGAAGGACAAUUUUGUGCGCUUCUUAUAUGUUCACGAUCGUACCCUCGACGCAAAAAAAAAAAAAAAAAAAAAAAAAAAAAAGGGAAAGAGACCUAUCUGUUGUGAAUAUAUAUAAUACAGGUAUUAGGUAUAUAGAUAUAUAUAUAAAUAUAAAUAUAUAAA
Apis laboriosa (Himalayan honeybee) is the source of this 5959-nucleotide messenger RNA. Its product is annotated as homeobox protein caupolican-like. Gene Ontology annotation, molecular function: RNA polymerase II cis-regulatory region sequence-specific DNA binding; DNA-binding transcription factor activity, RNA polymerase II-specific. The record is from RefSeq and is a predicted model, not a curated record. Gene Ontology annotation, biological process: neuron differentiation; regulation of transcription by RNA polymerase II; cell development. The coding region runs from base 597 to 2549 and encodes 650 amino acids. The transcript is spliced from 7 exons. Gene Ontology annotation, cellular component: nucleus. Lineage: Eukaryota; Metazoa; Arthropoda; Insecta; Hymenoptera; Apidae.